CGACGAGUAAGUGGGAAGGAUAGGAAAAGUGCUUUGGUUGGUCCAUUUGAUCUCCGAUUAAGAAAGAACAGAGAAGAAGCUGAGACGGUGAAACCAACCGGUCUACGGUGGAAGUGCAUGAACAGUUGCUGUGUUCUUCAUUGAAUUUUAGGUGAUGCAUGUCGGUAACACGGAAGCUACUCAUUCGUCCUCUGCUCUUUUCUUUGGCAGCGUAAGUAAAUACAUGAUUCGUCCGGUGAUGAUUAGAUGAUGCGGUGGAGUUGGGUCUUGUUCUCAUCAGUGUUCUGAUGCUUCUCCACCAGUAAGAGGACAGUGUACCGAAGGAUACGUACUACAACUUGUUGUCACUUUGACCUUUGGAAAGGCUCCACAGAUGUCGGUGCGCAGACAUGCCAUGUUCUCUGUGCGCGUCGGCUUCUCCCCGGCCUCCCGCCCGUCGCAACUCUCAUAUUUGUUUUUCUCCGAUACGAAGACAAAUCUUGCAAGCUACACCACGUGGUGUAGCUUCGUCCCGAGCGAGCUCGUACAGCUAGUUGAAGGGGACACGAGCAGCAGGUCUGCGAGCGAAAGGGGCCCGACCCUCAUCAUCGUUUCGAGGUACCUCGAUCGUCAUUGUCAUUUCGUCGAACGCUCGGGAGGGAGGUGGCUACGCUACGAAACACCAGGUCACAACUACUGGUCCACGGCCUUUGCUUCUUCUUUACCUCCCUCUCUCUCUCUCUCUCUCCUGCUCCGAGGGGGAUCAACAACGUAUGCGGCUUGUUCUGUCUUCCUCGAGGACAGUCUCCAUGCUGUGGGCACUGCCACAUGAAUAGCCAAAUGAAAGGGGGUGGAAGAAAAGGAAGAAGAAAAUUGAUAGAUAAUCUUGUUUGGAAUGCUGAGCACUGAUAGGAUUUAUAGUUUUCUUCUACAAACAUCUGGCAGUGAGAGAGCAAUCAUGUUCUCCGGCUACCACCACCACCGCCACCGUCCACCACCGGAUGCCAUCAUUCCCCACCCCCCUCCCCACAAUCUUCCCUUGCAAGCAACAGCUCAUCUUCCACCUUCUUUUCCCUUCUUUCAUGUCUUUGCCGAGCUCUUCCUUCAUCUCCACCUGCAAUCUCCUCAAUCUCAGACUGCAAUCCAAAUGCUGCGUGGUGCUUAUCUCUCUCUGCUCCUCGCAUGGGGAGCCAUGUCCAUGACAGUCCAUUCCCAAGUGGAUAGCUGCAGCUCAAGCUUCCUUAGCUUCCUCCCUCUUCCCUUUAAUGCUUCCCAGCUCAACUGUAGGCCGGUAUGGAGAAACUUCAUCCUCAGGUACUCUCAGAACAGAGACAACACUUUGAGCAUCAUCCUCUCUGCUGUAUAUACUUCUGGCUGGGUCGGGAUCGGAUUCUCAAGCGACGGAAUGAUGACCGGCGCAAGCGCGAUGGUGGGUUGGAUCGAUAUAGGAGGCAGAGCAAACAUCAGGCAAUUCUAUUUACGUGGCCAGACUAGUUCGGAAGUGAUGGUAGAUGAGGGCCAGCUACUAGAAACCGGAGUGGCACCUGCAGUUAUUCUCUAUGGGAACAACAUCUACUUGGCCUUUCAGCUAAAUGUUUCAGCUCCUAUGGCUCAGCAGUUACUUCUAUUCGCCUUGUCAACUGCAACUCCAGUUGAGUUCUACCUUAUGGAACAUGACGACAAGGCUUCGGUUUCAUUCGACUUUUCAGUAGUUUACAUAGCAGGCACUGUAGCUGAACCUUCUUCCUACCCUAAUCAGCUGAAGAGGAAUCAUGGAGCACUGGGCAUACUUGGAUGGGGAGUGCUGCUACCUGUGGGAGCAGUUGUUGCGAGAUACUGUAGACUAUGGGAUCCAAUGUGGUAUUACCUUCAUGUCAUCAUUCAAUUUGUGGGGUUUCUUGCUGGGUUUGCCGGUGUUGUUGCUGGAAUUGCACUUCACCGUAGACUUCAUUCGGAUGUCGCUUUACACAGAGGCCUUGGCAUCUUUAUCCUUGUGCUAGGGAUUCUUCAGGUAACUGCAUUUUUCCUAAGACCUGGAAAAGGCUCCAAGAUCCGGAAGCAUUGGAACUGGUACCAUCACUGGGUUGGGAGUUUGGUCGUCUUCCUUGCUGCAAUCAACAUUGCUCUUGGAAUUCAAGUUGGAGAAGCUGGUAACUCUUGGAAAAUAGGUUAUGGAAUCAUCCUAGCCAUCAUCUCGAUAGCUGUUGCUCUUCUGGAAUCGAUGCGGUGGUGGUCAAGAUUGUCUGAGAAAACUGAGCCACCGGCAUUUUGAUCAUUGAUGGCCUCCAAAUUGCAGAGGUGAAAGUGAGACUUGGAGGCUUGUGAUGGUGGUACUCCCAUGUCCGAGAAGAAGUGAGUGGAUUUGUGUACUGCAACUGCUUCAACUCAGUUUGACAUCCUGCAAUUCUUAUGGAAAGUUCUAUAUGUCUUGACAAAUCUUAGCUUCUGUAUCAAAGUUAGUAAGAUGGAACAUGAGGCUAAGAUGUUUA
This is a messenger RNA of Musa acuminata AAA Group (dessert banana), 2468 nucleotides long. Its product is annotated as cytochrome b561 and DOMON domain-containing protein At3g61750-like. The record is from RefSeq and is a predicted model, not a curated record. NCBI's taxonomy places the organism in Eukaryota, Viridiplantae, Streptophyta, Magnoliopsida, Zingiberales, Musaceae. The transcript is spliced from 6 exons. The coding region runs from base 875 to 2251 and encodes 458 amino acids.